This is a messenger RNA of Prunus avium (sweet cherry), 1152 nucleotides long. The record is from RefSeq and is a predicted model, not a curated record. Lineage: Eukaryota; Viridiplantae; Streptophyta; Magnoliopsida; Rosales; Rosaceae.
AUGUCAGAGACAGAGAGACACUCACAGGUCAUAACAUGCAAAGCGGUGGUAUGCUGGGGAAUAGGAGAAGCAGGGAAGGUGGAAGAGAUACAAGUAGAGCCUCCAAAAGCGUCUGAAGUUCGGGUGAAGAUGCUCUACGCCAGUCUUUGUCACACUGACAUCUUGAUUUCCAAAAAGGCCACCCAAUUGUUACCUCUCUUCCCUCGAGUUCUUGGGCAUGAAGGCGUCGGUGUGGUAGAGAGCAUCGGGGAAGAAGGAGACAUGGUGAUUCCAACGUUUGUUUCAGAGUGCCAAGAAUGCGAGAAUUGUGUUUCGGGAAAGACAAACAUGUGCCUCAAAUAUCCUUUAUCGUUCACCGGUCUCAUGCCGGACGGCACUUCAAGAAUGUCUGCCAAGGGACAGAAGCUGUACCAUGUAUUUUCUUGCUCAACAUGUUCAGAGUACAUGGUUGUGAAUGUUAAUUACCUUGUCAAGCUUCCUCCCAAUAUGAUCACUAGUGGUAGUUUUCCGCUCCCCCACGCAAGCUUCCUCUCCUGUGGAUUUUCUACUGGAUUUGGGGCUCCUUGGAAGGAAGCUAAGCUUGAAAAAGGAUCGACCGUCGCUGUUAUUGGUCUUGGUGCUGUUGGAUUAGGGGCAGUUGAGGGCGCUAGAGUGCAAGGUGCCGCUAGGAUCAUUGGCAUCGACAAAAAUGACAAGAAAAGAGAAAAAGGAAAAGCUUUUGGAAUGACUGAUUUUAUAAACCCUGAUCAUCAUCAUCAUCAUCAUCAUAAAUCAGUUUCUCAGCUGAUCAAGGACUUGACAGCUGGAAUGGGUGUUGAUUAUUGCUUUGAGUGCACCGGCUUUGCACCCUUCAUCAAUGAAGCCCUUGAGGCCACAAAAUUGGGAAAAGGAACAGCAAUAGUCAUUGGAACCUCAAAUAUAACAAGCGUUCAAAUUAAUUCCCUUUCCCUAUUGUGUGGCAGAACCUUGAAAGGUUCCAUGUUUGGAGGGCUCAAAACCAAAACCGACUUUCCCCUUAUAAUCCAGAAAUGCAUGAAUAAGGAUAUGCAACUUGACCAACUUUUGACUCAUCAAGUUCCUCUGGUAGACAUUAACCAAGCACUUGAGCUUUUAAAGCAUCCAGACUGUGUCAAGGUUCUUAUCAAGAUUUGA